AGAGAUCAAACAGAAAAAAAUCUCGUUAAAAAGCGAGUAUAUUUGUUCUUGUUGUGCAGAGACUUUGACAUUCAACAGGGACAAACAACCGCUUCCACUUGAAAGCAUUUAGAAUUUGGACGGUGAAGUGGUAUUGAGGUCUGGGUGAGGUAUUAUGUCGACCUCUACUGUCUUUCGGACAUUGACGCUCUCGCAUCGUCGAAUACUGCCCCGAUGUCAGUGCAAGGUUGAAGUGCUCAGGUCUCUAUGGUCUCCAGACUACUCUUUCGUACGCACAUAUGCCUCGGCUGGUCCAGCACGCCGCACUGGCGAUGACAAAAUUCCCUUUCGAAUCGUCCGCCUCGUUGAUCCCGAAACGGGUAAACUGGAACCCCCAACUCGUCUAUCUGACGUUCUCGAAUCUGUGGACCUGAAGGCUUGGCGAGUGGAGUUGGUCACGGAAGAGCCGGAACCCAUCGUCAAGAUUGUGGAUAGACGCGAGUCAUACCAAAAGUGGAAGGAGCUGAAGAAGGCGGUCAGGAAGGGCGUGAAGGCAGGAGAGCAGAAGGAGAUACAAAUCACUUGGGGCGUUGAUGAUGGAGAUUUGAAGCACAAGAUCACAAAGGCACGUGCAGAACUGGAGAAGGGACACCGAGUGGAUAUAGUCAUUGCGCCGAGGAGAGGUCAGAAAUUGCCCAAGCCCGAUGGAAUGGCAGCUCGCGCAUCGGAGAUCGCGUCGAUGCUACUAGACAUUGCAAAGGAGUGGAAAACACGCGACGUGCAGAAAACCAUCACCGUCAUGUCUUUCCAGAAAAUUCCGUCAUGACAAGGAAUUGUAUAGUUCCUAGCUG
Messenger RNA from Suillus clintonianus, 830 nucleotides. RefSeq lists its product as uncharacterized. The record is from RefSeq and is a predicted model, not a curated record. Gene Ontology annotation, cellular component: mitochondrion. Gene Ontology annotation, biological process: mitochondrial translational initiation; ribosome disassembly. Gene Ontology annotation, molecular function: ribosome binding; translation initiation factor activity. Lineage: Eukaryota; Fungi; Basidiomycota; Agaricomycetes; Boletales; Suillaceae. The transcript has 2 exons. The coding region runs from base 155 to 805 and encodes 216 amino acids.